CUGAGUUACAAGGACAUUCAACAAGCGAAAUUGAUGUACUGCACCGGACAACCCACAAAUAGACCCGUUACUGUAAGACCCAGACCACCCACGGGUUGUCGAUACAGAGACAAUAACUCCAAUUGUCCAGCUUGGAAAUCCAUGGGUUACUGCACACAUUCAUAUCAGACGUAUAUGAGAAAAAGCUGUCAAGAGAGUUGCUUCUGCGGAACUAAUACCAACUGCCGCGACCUUGAGCGACACUGCCCAGCUUGGAGACAAAGAGGUUACUGUCGGCGAAACUCCCGUUACUACCCCUACAUGGCAAAAAAUUGUAAAAAAUCCUGUGGCUCUUGCCAACCAGCCAAGUGUGCGACGCAAGAAUUGUAUCAUGAACAGGAAAAAGUUAAACCGGUCUGGGGCAAAGUUUAAUGUUGCCAUUCGUUUUUCAGUGCAUUAAUAAAAUAUAAAUAUAGAGGCAAGACCGAUACAACGUAGAUAAGUAAAUUUUAAGACGGAGC
Molecule: messenger RNA, 500 nt
Organism: Stylophora pistillata
Lineage: Eukaryota; Metazoa; Cnidaria; Anthozoa; Scleractinia; Pocilloporidae
Product: hatching enzyme 1.2-like
Source: RefSeq, a predicted model, not a curated record